AUGGGUAUUAUAGAUGAAGGUCUACCAGAAAUUGUUGAUGAAUUGGAUUAUCAAUACAGAACCGCAAACUGGCUUAUUAAAACCAGAGAGCCAUUUUGCCUUGGAAAUGAUGUAAGAGGACAACUCUUAUCUCUCUUACGCAAACAAAGUGAAUUUUCACGGACGCAGUUUAAAGAUAAAGGUGUUUUUAAAGUUCCGUUUGUUGGAUCUAUGGUAUUUGAAGAUGGAUAUGGAGAUUAUGUUUUGGAUUGGUUUCCCCCAAGUGACCAAUCAAUAAUUCCAACCAAUAUUGUUGUCUAUAUUCAUGGAGGUUAUUGGCAGUUAGUUGGAUGGGAAGAAUCCAGUAACUGGGCAGUUCCUGUUACACAUGCAGAUAGUAUAUUUGUCUCUUUGUCUUACAGGUUAGCUCCAAAAGAAAAACUGGAAGCGAUGUCACAAAGUCUAUGUCUGGGAAUGCAAAAAGUUAUGACUCUUACGCAUAAAAUGUUUGGUAACUUAGAUGAUACGAAGCUCCGUAUAACCCUAUUUGGACAUUCUGCCGGUGCACACUUAGUUCUGGAAAUGAUAUAUUGGGCUCAUAUGGACCUCGAAUCAAAUAAUAAUUGGCUAUGCUGUUUGCGAAACCUUGUUUUAAUGUCAGGAGUUUAUGAUCUUCGUCCAAUUAUCCACACUUACGUAAAUAAAGCAAUAAAGUUUAAAACGGUUGAGGAGGCUUUGUCUGUCAGUCCAAUCCGACACUUCAUGCAAGAUGGUCCAAAUCUACUGCUCAGCAAAUCACUUCAUUGGAUUGUUGCUUGGGCAGAGUACGAAUCGCCAGCUAUGAAGGGACAAUCUAAAUCACUAGCGGACUUGUUAAGUAAAGCAUCAAACAGAAGUGGACAAGGCUCACCUUUGCAAUUUACCUAUGAAACGUCUUAUAUGUCAAAUGAAGAUCAUUUUACUUCACUCCUCGGUUUGCAUGAUGGUCCAAAUCACAGUUCUAUCCUCAAAAAAAUCAUAGAUCUCAUUAACGUCAAGCCUAUUUAG
This is a messenger RNA of Schistosoma rodhaini, 1026 nucleotides long. The record is from the annotation of a GenBank genome assembly. NCBI's taxonomy places the organism in Eukaryota, Metazoa, Platyhelminthes, Trematoda, Strigeidida, Schistosomatidae.